GGAGGAGGAGGACGAGGAGGGCGUCUGGAUUGUGUCUGAGUAUGAAGGGAAGGCGGGGUGCAAUCCCGGCAGCGGUUCAGGAGCAGCAGCAGUAGCAGCAGUGGCAGGCGGCGUUCCCUGUUGGCAGCGGGAGGUGGAGGCGAGCCGCUGGGAGCACGGCGCCGGCGCCACCACCAACAUCCUGCACACUGGGGACUGCAGGUGGCAGCCCUGGAUGCGUCACCAGCCGGGGCUGGCGGGUGUGCGUGUGGACACCCUGCUGCUGGACACCACCUACGCGGCGCCCCGGCACACGCUGCCGCCGCAGAGCGAGGCAAUCCGCAUGAUGGUGCAGGCGAUGCGCGACGCUCUGCUCGAGGAGCCGCGCACGGUGUUCCUGCUGGCUGCCUACCACAUCGGCAAGGAGAGGGCCUUCCUGGAGGCCGCGCAGGAGCUGGGGGCCAAGGUGUGGUGCAGCCCCGCCAAGCGCGCCGUGUUGCGGCUGCUGCAGCUGCCGACCGAGCUGGCGGCGGUGCUGGCGGAGGACCCGCGGGAGGCGUGCAUACACGUCACCGGCUGGGGGCUGCGGCCGGAGGAUGUGCAGGCCUACCUGGAGCGUUACCCGGGCGUCUGGAAGCGGGCCGUUGGCAUUCGACCCACGGGUUGGACUUUUCGCCGCAGCGGUGGCAUCUCGGUCCGGCGUCAGGGCGGUGUGACGGUCCUCGGAGUGCCGUACAGCGAGCACAGCAGCUGGACGGACCUGUGUGAUGCGGUGGCCCAGCUGCGGCCGCGGCGGCUGGUGCCCACCGUCAACGCCGCCACCUCCUCGCAGCGGCGGGCGCUGGUGGACCUCUUCGCGCCGCUCAUGGACCUCAGCGCCGACAGAUCCAGGCUGGACGUGUACCUAUCUCGCACUGCCGGCGGGCCCCGCGGCGGCGGCGGCCCCGGGGUGGCGGUUGCGACUCCGGAUCGUCCCGACCGGCGCCCGACCGGCUGCUCCCCGGGUGCUGCAGGGGUCCGGGUGGACCUCGCUCGUGUGGACCUGGCGGAGCAGGCGCGCAUCCUGGACCAGCUGCGGGAGCAGCGCCUGGGAUCAGGCGGGUGGAAGCAGCAGCGGCAGCAGGAGGGGCUGGUGGGACGGAGCUCAGCACUGGGCAAGCGUAAAUUACAAGAUCGCGAUGAUGAGGGCUGGCCGGUUGAAGGUGAGAUGGCGGACCAGCGGCAGCAGCAGGCGAGCGCAGGAGACUGUGGGCAAGGGGUAGGGGUGCCGCAUGCGCCGCAGGGGCUAGGCCAGCCCUCGCGACUGCCGCAAGGGGCCGGCGGAGGCGAGCAGUGCCAGGGGUGCGGUGCGGUGCGGCCCCCUGGUUCGCUAGCGGGGACGCAGCGAGGCGCCAGCUGCAGGCAGGCAGGUGCCAUGGGCGGAGGUUGUGGCGCAGGCGCCGACGGUGCAGCAGCACACGCGAGCGCGGCCGCUCCUCCCGGGCUUGCUUCCUCAGACUGGGAACGGAUUAGGAGGAGGAGCAGCAGGAGCUGUGGUGGCAGGAGCGUCUGUAUGAUUGAUUUGACCCUGGAUGAGGGCUGGGAUAGUGAAGGCAGCGUCCAAAGCACGGUAAAGGAGGCAGCAGGUUCCGAGUUGGUGAGCCUGUCUCCUGUUAGAGCAGCAGCACUUGUAAACCGGCGUGCUGAGGCGGGUGGUGAGGGAACUGCCGGCGCGGCUGUGGUGGCACGCAAGGCCCUGGGAGGCCAAAGGGCUCUUCAGGCGGUGGCCUCACAGAGCAGCAUUCGGCGCUUCUUCACCCCCGUCAGGAGGGUCGUGACGGUCCAGAUCUGAGGCUUGCAGUUGAGGGAGAUACUUGAUGGAGUGACGUGGUUUGUUAUGAGGGGGGCGAAGGAGGCGACACAUAGUGAAAAUGAGGGAUUGCGUACUUGUAGGGUUGAAAGGAAUGGGCAUUCGUUCGCGUGUGCCCUAUAGCGUAAACUGGUCUGGGUGCCGGGCAAGCCCUGAACGGUAUACUAGUUUUGGGACCGAUGGUGUUGGACGUUAAACGGCAGAACUGCCUGAAAAUACCGAAGUUAGUAGCCUAUGUGUAAUAUGCACGGCUUAGGUAAGGGUAUUUGUGAGGUGAUUUCACACUUUCGCAGCUUCAAUGUCUUCAUGACAUAACAUUAGCCACUUGGUGGGAAGUUCUCUACCCGACCGCCUGAUGCUACGGAAGAACGCUGUUGACCUGUCUUCGAGCCAAGAGAUUUGAAUUGUAAUGGUACUGAUGC
This is a messenger RNA of Astrephomene gubernaculifera, 2250 nucleotides long. The record is from the annotation of a GenBank genome assembly. NCBI's taxonomy places the organism in Eukaryota, Viridiplantae, Chlorophyta, Chlorophyceae, Chlamydomonadales, Astrephomenaceae.